AUGGGUCAACAACUGUCUUCGACUAAUUUGAAAAUUCCUGAUUUAUUGGCUGUCAAUAAUCAACAUUCAGAUAAGAUAUUAUCUGAUGGUCGAACAGAAGAUGUUCAUUUAUUUUUACCCUUGGAUAUCAUCAAUUCAAUCAGUAAAAACAUAAUCUUAUCUCAUGAUGAUGAUCAGAAAAGUUCGAUUGAACUACCAAUUACAAAACAAACAUUGAUCAAACAAAUUCGCAGUGAUCUAUCCUUACUAACGAAUUCACCUGAACUAGAUGCAUUCAACACGGAUAUGGCAGGAAUAAUUCAACAAGUAUUCGAUCAUAUUGCGACAACAAAUACAACUUUACAAAAUGCUAUACAAUCAAACAUUGACAAAGAACAACAAUUGAAAAAGUCUUAUGCUGAAAAAUUAAAGGAUGAUGAAAAUACAACUACUUCUAUAUUUGAUCAACCAUUUGUCGAUUCUUCUAGCCCAGAGAACGUAUCAAAUGAAAAUCAAACAAACAAUAAUUCGAUCAAACAACAACAAUUACAUCAAUUUCAAGCUGAACAACUCUCAUUUUUUGCUGUUCAAUCGUUAAUAUCUAUGCUACUGAUGUUAUUUCAAUCAGUACAAAAAUAUGAUUCUACUAUUAUUCAUCAAAUGCUCAUUUUGACAAAUCAACUUGUCGAACAAAUUCCACUGAAUUAUCUUUCUCCAGAUGUUUACAAAAAAUCAAGUAAUCUAUUUAAAUCUUUGAAACCAUUGGCCAAAUAUAUUAAUCAAUUUUCAAUACAAACUGAAAUUGAUCCUAUUGCAGCAAAUCAAUCGAUUACAAUUUUGUUGAAUUUUUCGAUUAUCAAAGGAUCAUUCAAAGAUGUUCUACCAUUAAUAAGAAAAUUAAUAUUCAAUACAACUGAUAUUUAUGACAUAAGAAAAUUAUUCAUAGAAUUGAAUAAAGAUUUAACGACAAUUACAUCAAAGCAUGGUGCAGAUAGCGACGGAACAUCCAAAGAACAGGAUCAAACUGAAGCAGCAUUAUCCACAAAAAACCUAUCCGAUAUUGAACGUAAUUGUUUGGCCUCAUUGGAAUAUCUCAAAUCAAUUGAAGUGUUUCCAAGUACACAAUUAAUAGCAUUAAACGAUCGAAAAUUCACUGGUCAAUUCAUAUCUUCAAUUUUACUUGUUCAUAUCGAUUUACACAAUCAACUUCAGGCGAAAUUACAAUUUGAACGUGGUUCUAUGAUUGGUUCGUUUUCAUUUGAAUUUGAACCAGAAACAUUCAAAUAUUUAUAUGAAAUAAUCGAACAAUUAACUAUGAUGCAAUCAUUAUCGAAUGAUAAUCUCGAAUAUAUCUUGACCGUUUGUCUACGAUUAUUUAUGACACAUUUUAAAUUUUUAAUCGCUUCAAAUAUUGACAAUUUUCAUGAUUUUAUGAACGAAAAUGACAUUGAAAAAUGGUUCAUAUUAAUAUCGAAAUUUGCUUUCGAUGAUAAAUCAGAAGAGAGAAAAAAAGAAGCAUCAAAAAUUUUAAUUGAUUUAAUUGAUAAGAAACUAUUAUCAUUUCCCAAAAUGUUGACAUUUUUUCAUACAUACAUCAUGGAAAAUAAAUAUCCAAUAUUAAUUGAACAAUUAUUUGAUAAAUUAACUCAAAAUGUAUUCAUAUAUAAAUGGAUCGAAGUUUUAUGUGAUGAUCGUAAUAUUCAAGAUAGAGAAUUAGCAUACACAGUCUUACAUUCAUUUAUGGACAUUGUCCUAAAACCAAAUUCGAUGGAUUUUGAAAAAGGCAAUCGAUUACUUGAGAUCCUACUCAUGUUUCAAGAAUUGUUAUUCGUUCAUUUGAAUAAUCAACCGAUGGAUGUAUUAGAUGAACUCGAAUCAUCUGCUCUAUCAACACUUACUAUGGAAUAUACGACACGUGUGAUCAAAUAUUGUAUUCAACAAAGCGUUAAAAGUGUUUUAUUAGAUUCACUUCUUCUUGGCUUAUGUACUUUCACUGAAUCGAAAUUUAAUUUUGCUAUCAUACAACCAAUUUUUGCUGCUAUUCUACCUGUAUUUGCUGAAUACUUAUUACAAACAACAAUCGAUGUAGACGAUAAAAAUAUUUAUCUAAUUUCAUGGCUAGUACCAAAGAUGAGUCAUCGAUUAAUUGUCGGUCCACCACAGAGUCCAUUGGAGAAAAAAUAUAAUAUAACAUUGAAGUUACCAUUAUUUGCUGGUGGAUAUGAAACAUUGACAACAGACGACAAUCCAUAUUUAUCGAAUUUAUUCAAAUCUGAUUUAACUGUUUACAGUCAAUUUGUAGUACCUUAUCGACGGCAACAAUCAGUACUAGACAGUGAGUUUUUACUCUCGGUUUAUAAUAAUACCCAUCAAGGUGCACAAUUAAUUUCAAAAAUGAAAUUAUUCACUCGACAUAAACAACAUAUUUUACAAAAAUCAAUUGAAUCAAACGCUGAUGAUGCAUGUGCUGCAAUAUUUGCAGUUUAUAUCAAACAUUAUCGUCGUAUUGAUCUAGCUCAACAUGAAUUAACUCAACCGAUCAAUCAAAAGCCACAUGGUAAACUUCUCUCAUUGUACGAAUAUGCCAAUCAAGUACGAACAGUUUUUGCUACGACCAAAGCUCAAGAUGGUGAUUGUAAUGAACUUUAUAAAAAACUUAAGAGCGAUGCAUUACUAUUACUCGUAUCAGUCAAAGAGAGUUGUUUCAUUUCAACAAUUAAAGAAAAUCUCUCAUUACCAAUAGUUACUACCAAUCAAUCUAAAUUACAACGACAAAAAUCACGUUGGACAAAAGCAAAAUAUAUUAUUCGACUACUUCGUCAUGUAUUGAAUGCUUGUAUACGAUUGAAAUAUUUGAUGUUAGCAAAAAAACAAGCUGUUGAACAAAAGAAGGAUAGUGAAAGUGUCAUGCAUCAAGCUAUUACUAAUUGUCUAUAUGGAAAUGAUGCAUCAAUAUCUAUAAUAAAUGGUAAAUUGAAAAUUCAAUUCGAUGAAGUUGUCAAAUGUUUGAUUCGAGAAUAUCAAAGAGCCAUGACUAGAUGGAUUACAUAUGUAUUUAUUUAUCGAUUUAUCGAACAAAUAAUCACUAUUAAAGAUAAUAAUCGAAUUCUAAAUAUUCUAGUUAUAACUUUAAUGAAUGUGAAAAGUAAUAAUUUAGAUUGGCAUUAUCUCGAAAAUAUUCAAGCAUCAAAUAAUCAAUUAAAAGAAGAUAUUGGACAUCAAUAUUAUUCAAUUGUCAAAAAAGUAUUAUCAUUUUCAAGUGAAUCCAAUAUGAAAACAGUGUUCAUGUUUUGUUUAUUUAAUAUGUUAAAUCUAUCCUAUGAUUCAAUGGAUUUAUGUCAUGUAAAUCAUUUUCAAUUUAUUGAAGAACUAUUUAAUUCGUUUGUUAGAUUUGCUCAAAUGGAUUCAACUAACACUAUUUCAAAAGAUAUGAAACUGACAGCAUUCAAUUGGUUUCGUCUACUUGUAUUGAACUUAUGCGAAAAUAUUGAAAUAGAAGAAUUCCGAAAUACACAUUUUGGUAGUCGAAAAUUUCAUCAUAUUUUACAACAACAACGUGAUUUGAUCUUUAACAAGUUAAUUUUAACUGAAUUCAAAGAAUUACAACAGAAUAAAUCCACAUCAACAUCCGAAAAAGAACACGAAAAUCCAUCAUUAAAAAAUGCAUCCAUUAAUCAUUUUAUUACAUCAUCAACGUUUGAUAUCGAUGCAUGUAUCAAUCAAUAUUUAAUGCUUUUACUUCGAUGUGUUCAUUUGUAUGAUCAUAUUCGAUCAAAUUGUGCUACAAUGGAAUGCAUUCAACAACUAUUGAAUUUAUAUCAUCAAAGUCAACUUCUUAAUACUCGUCUAUUAACAUUAAAAAUUCUACGUGAUCUAUUGAUAUUUUUACCGGACAAUACAAACGAAACUACACAUCGAUGUUUUAUUGAGAAUUUAUUAACGGAUAUUUUAUUUUCUAUUGGUCAAAAUUUUAAUUCAUUGGAUACAACUAAAAUAGAACUCGAUAUUGUCAUUGAAUUUAUCUAUAUCUAUCGUACGAUAAUGUUACAAAAUUCACCAUGGCAAAAAAUGGCGACUAAAUUAAUUAUUGAUGCAAUUAAAUCAAGUACGAAUUUUGAUUGGACAUCAUUGGAAUCUGUUGAAAUACGACAAAUGAAUUUCUUUCUCGCAUCAUUAUGUAUCUUAGGUGGUUAUGUUGAACCAUAUUGUUUAGGUUCAACAGUAGAAAUCUAUGCAGUUGAUAAAAAUAUCCAUGAGUCCGAAUCAGCAACUAUCAUUGAAAUCGAUACAAAUACUCUUGAGUCGGAUUCAUCUGAUAUUACACCUUAUCUCAUACAAUAUGCUGCAACAAAUCAUAUUCAAUCGGUUUCAUCGAAUCAAUUACGCAUCACUACUAAUAUUCUUCCACCAAAUCUCGCACUUUUACCAAUAGAUAAUGCAGUUCAUACUAUUCUUGAUACAUUAGGCUUACUUAUACAAAUUAAUACAUCGAAAACUGAUUCAUUGAUAUUAUUACAAAUAAAACGUCGUGCUAUAAUUGCAUUCUAUGCAUUAUUAAAUCAUAAGUCAAUUAUCGAUAUUUUCAUGCAAAAACCGUAUGCAUCUCUUAUUGCUAAAUUAUCGAUAUCAAUUGACAAUCUUGAUUCAAACACAAGUAUAAAACCGAACGAUUUACGAUUGUUUAAUCGAUUACAUCUAGAACAAUAUAAUUUAAGUUUAGAUAAAUGUCAGAGAACAAAACAAAUAGUGGAAGAUGAAAUUGAAAUUAUUCAUAAUAUUAAUAGAUGGAAUAAGAUAAAAAUUAAUCGUGAUGACAUUAUUCUACAGUAUCUAUCUGCGACGACUUCGAUAGACGAAGGAUGGAAACCUAUUGCAUCUAAAAGAGAAAUACAGUCAUAUAAACGGGGUAGAACUGGAAAUAAUGAAAUUCGUAUUGUUCCUCUAUCUGUCAACGAAAAUAUGCCAGCCUUAGAAGAAUGCGGUAAUUACCACAAAUUUAAAGGAAGAGUUAAAAUAACUGAUAGUACUGGAAAUAUUUACUAUUUGACUUUUUUUAUGGAUAAUAUAGCAGUGACCGAAGGAAAAUGGUACUAUUGCGUGAAACUUCCAUUAGGUGGUUCAGCACGAAUUGGCUGGGCAGCGAACGGAUUUAUUCUUACACCAGAUACUUUAAAACGUGUUGGUGACGAUACAUUUUCAUGGGGCUAUGAUGGGUCAUCAGGAUAUUGUUAUUAUAAUGACACGCAUAGUUUUCGUGAUGACAUUCGCUGGAAAGCAGAGGACGUCUGUGGUUGUGGUAUUGAAAUCGAUGGGGUAAAUACAACUAUCAAAUAUUGGUUAAAUGGUCAAUUUUUAGGUACGGCAUUUUCACACUCGGAAAAUAAUAAUAUUCAAGGAACUAUCAAAACGAAUUUAUUGCCCAAUGAACUUAAUACUUCUUAUUUUCCUGCUGUUCAUGUAGAAGUCUAUGGUAAUGAGAAUAAUACAGGUGCUUUUGAGUUUAUAUUUAGCCCAGAAGACAUGACUCAAUGUCCUUUACCGAAAGGUUACAAGCCAUUAUUAAUGCCGACAUUAAUUACAGUGGAAAAUAUAUUAGUAGCUUAUCCAUUUAGUGCCUAUAUGAUUGGUACUGAUAUUCAUCAAUACUUCUAUACGGAUCGAUGUUUAAAACAUGAUUCGACUGAAAAGAAAACUUCUUUGAUACGUGAUUUUGUCAAUGAUCGUCAUUACGAAGUUUCAUUCAAUAUCGAUAUGAUAACAACUGAUCAUCAUCUAUUGAAACUAUCAAAAGAUAAUGAUGGUUUUCCAUUGUCGAUUGAUAAUUAUCAAUCCUUGACUAUUAGUUUUGAUUUUGAACUUAUUCCAACAGAUGAAAUGAGAAAUCUUCCGGAUGAACUCGAUAUUAUAUUAUUUGCUUUAGAGAACGAAAUGUUUUCCAUUCGAAUAUAUAUGAAUGAUAUGAAUGAUGAUUUUAUGGAUGAAACAAUGAAAUAUCGGCAACGUGUUGCUAUCCUGUUUCAAACAAACGAACAAACGAAAGUUUUCAUUAAUAAUAAAUAUCAAACAUUGAAUUAUUGUCAUAAUUUUGAUCCGACAAGAAAAUCAGAAUUAAAUCUGCAACUAUUACCACAUAUAAAUGUUGGAAUUCGAAAUCUAGGUGUGUGGAAAUAUGCACUUUCGGAAGAACAUAUUCGACGUCUCUUCACUUAUGGUCUCUUAUAUGUUGCUGUCGACUAUCAAAAAUUGAGUGAAUAUCGAAAACAAGCAAAUACUUUCGUAUUUACAGCAGAGCAAAAAUAUUUUACAAAUGACACAUUAGUUCCAUUCAAUGAACCAUUUGAAGAAAAUCUAUGGCAGCAAAAAAAACAAUUCAUUGAUCAUGAUGAAUCGACCUAUUUUAAGACAAUAAUCGGAACUAAUCAAUCAGUCGUACAAUUCUUUGGAAAUAAAACUUACCUAAUUUUAAACACUGCAAACCAAGUGUGGUCUGAAUAUACAUUGAUUCUCGAUAUUUCGAUACCCAGUUUUGCAUCAAAUAAUGAGGCCCAAUUAACAUUGUUAACAUUGGAUAGACAAUCAGAAAUUUAUCUAACUCAUGACGGUCAUAUUUGUCUAUCCGGAGGACAUCAAAGUUCAUCAAUAGUGAAACUACAAGAAUACAUUCGUUUGCUUAUUUCUGUUCAACAGACAUUUGUCCAUAUCUAUGUCAACGGUUCGUUAGAACUCAAGGCAUCAAUUACAGAGGAUCAAUUUGCAACGAAAUUGAAGCGUAUCGAUUUGUUUCGAGAGGCAGAUUUGACUAAGAACACUACCGAUAAUGAUCAAUUACGAAUUGAAUGUCGAGCGAUAACAUUUUGGAAUAAAUCCACCAAUACUCUUCGUCCAUCAUUAGAGAAAUUGAUCCAAUCAACUGAAUAUUCUUUAGAUCAAGUAGUUGUUCCACCUUUUUGGAUUUUAUCAACAGGUCUUAUCGGCAUUGGCUACAAAGAAGAAUCAAUCGAAUAUGUAAUGAAACAAUAUAAUACGACAAAUAUUCAGUUUAUCGAUACCAUUCUACGAGAACAAAAUCAAGAAAUAGAAAAAAUACAUCGAAAUGAACGACAACAGAAAAAAAUCAACGUAUUAACACGAUUGAAUUCCUAUGAUGAAAAUGGAACAUUAGCAAUGUUGAUGAAAUCCGACAAGGAUACAAAUGAUUUGUCAAUAUCGACAUUAUCUAAUGGCAUGUCAUCAGAUGAUGAUAAUGAUAUGACAUCCGAAAAGGAAUGGUAUCGUAAAACUGUUCGUGAUGUAAGUAUCAAUGAAAAACUAACUGAAUGGAUGCGAGAUAAAACAGAGAUAAGUCAAUUAACAAUGAAUGAUCCUCGCUAUAAAUUUGUUGAUUUAACUAAAUCAGAUUUUGAAGAAACGACAAUUGACAAUGAAUUAAGAAAGAAAAUGAAAAUAUCAUUACAUUAUUCACAUCGACAAAUACCACGAAAAACUUAUAUAGAUUUAAGUACAAGUUGUGAAUACGGACUAAUAACAAUUUAUACACGUUAUACAAUAUUGAAUAUGUUAAAAGUCUGGUUCACUGAUGAUCAUCAAAGUUUAUUUCCACUUGAUAAAUUUGGUGAUGGAAAUUUUAUUGUAACAUUAUUACGAUUGAUGGAUUAUCACUAUAAUUGUGCGCGUACACAUGUAGAUGAAACUAUCAAUAGAAUGAAAUCGUUAACUAUGUUGAUAUUAAAAUUUGAAUUAAAAGAAAUAUUAAAAUCAAUGAUAGAUAAACAAAUUACUGAAGAUAUAUUGAGUAGAAAAGCUCCGCUAUUUUAUCAAUUACAAAAACACAUUGUUGAAGAAUUGAUUCAUUUUCUUGCUGAACCAUCUUUAAUUGUUAUGAAUAAUUAUAAUGAUGAAAAUAUCAAUGAACAAAUGUUAAUUAAACAAUCAAAUUUAGAAUUUCUUUUAAAUAUUGUGAAUCUCUUUCUGGAAUUGUUGACGGAUCUUGAGAUGGCAAAAUACAAUAUUGAUCAGAUGAUUCAAUUACUAUUUCCACCAUUAUUUAUCAAGAUGCUGUUCGAUCUAUUUUUAUUAGUACCAUUACAUCGAUGUAAAAUAUUCAUUCUCCAUAUUUAUACUACAUUAAUUCAAACAAGUGAAAAUUUCAAACUUCAUAGCAAUAUUCAACAUUUUAUUCUACAGCUUUUUAUUGAAUUAACAACAAACAAAGCUUGUCUAGAUAAUUUAACAUUGAAAAAUUUUCGAAUUGCUAUCAUGGAUCUAGCAUUUUCUCUAUUCGGAAGAGAAAAAGAAUUGAUUUUAGCAUUAAAUGAAUGUUCAGCAGAAGCACGUGAUAUAUCGAUAAUUCUCGAUGUUAUCAAUGUUUUAACGAACAAAACAAAACAAUGCCAAUGGCCUGAAUCACUUUUUACUCAAUCGAAUACUAUUUUAGGCGAGAAACUUUCAUUGACCAAAGAAAUGAUUGACAAAGCCCAUGUUCAUUUUGAUAGGACAGCUGAUGGACAACUAAUGAAAUUUAUGAAUCAAAAUAUUAAUCUCGAUUGGAACCCAUUACCACAUGAGUCACUUAAUCAAUUCAUCGAAACUCUACCAGCCGAGUCUGUUCCUGAUUCAAAUAAAUAUCAAUCAUUUAGCUAUUUACGUGAUAUACCAUCGGUACAUAUACAAACAUGGGCUAAACUUUUCUAUUUACUCAAUAUAUUCAUUGGAAAAGUCUUACCUAUAAUUGAUUUAAGCUUACCACCAGGCAGUAGUACUCUUACAGAUCGAAUUCGAGCAGCACGAAACUAUAUAUUACAUAGUGCAAAAUUUCAAUUGUUUACUGAUACCUCACUUAAAACUGCAUCUGGUACAUUAUUAUCACUAGAAGAGGUAAAAUUUGAUACUGUCAAAGCUAGUCUUGCUGAGCAGCCUGAAGAUACAAUGUUUCAUCAAGGAUAUAAACAAAUGUAUCCUAAUGCAUCUCGAACAUUUCGACGAACGGGUGACGAACGAGUUUGGACGGCUGUUUUUAUCGGCAUGCAUAGUAGUGAUGGAGGUGGACCCUUUAGAGAUUCAUUAACACGUAUGUGCAGCGAACUAUGUAGUACAAAAUUACCGUUAUUUAUUCUUUGUCCUAAUGGGAGAACAAAUAGUGGUUCAAAUCGUGAUCAAUGGAUUCCGAACGUUUUCCCGCCAGAUCGACAUAUACCAGAUGAAUUCAAAAAUCAAUAUCGUUUUGUUGGACAACUAAUGGGCAUGGCAAUUCGUACGAGAAACUUUUUAGAUGUUCGAUUUCCGACUUUACUUUGGAAGCAAUUAGUACAAGAAAAAGUUACAAUCGAAGAUAUUGAAGCUAUUGACAUAUCCAGCUUUUCUAUUAUCAAUCAAAUGGAAGAAAAUAUUAAACAAGUAAAAAUUCUCAAUGAAUCUGAAGAUGGUAAUGCAAACACCGAUUGUGAUUAUUUAUUUAGUAGUAUCAUGAGUGAACUAACAUUUGAUGUUGUUAGUUCAGCUGGACAAACUUUUGAACUUAUUCCUGGUGGCUUUCAUAUUCCUAUAACUGCUGCUAAUUUCGAAGAUUAUUGUAUGAGUUAUCGUCAAUAUCGUGUCAAUGAAUUUCAUCGACAAGUUGAUUGUAUUCGUCAAGGUCUAUAUAGUGUCGUACCAUCGGCUUAUUUAACUCUGUUUACUGCAAGUGAAUUAGAAGAAGCGGUUUGCGGUAAAGGUUAUAUUGACAUUGAAAUGUUGAAACGUCAUACAUAUUACAAUAGUGAUAAUGAGACUACGCCACAUAUCGUUCGAUUUUGGUCUGUUUUAAGUGAGAUGUUUAAUGAAGAACAGAAAAAACAAUUUUUAAUAUUCGUUUGGGGACGAAGUACAUUACCAAAUAGAGACGAAAAUUUUUCAACGAAUUUGCAAAUAUCUCGUCUGGAAAUAACUGGCAAUAUCGAUGAUGCCCUUCCGAAAUCGCACACAUGUGGAUUCGGUCUUGAUUUACCUCCAUAUUCAACUAAAGAAAUCAUGUAUGAACGUUUGAAUUAUGCUAUUACCUAUUGUUCCAGUAUCGAUAAUGAUUGGAACAUGAACUAA
This is a messenger RNA of Rotaria sp. Silwood2, 10053 nucleotides long. Lineage: Eukaryota; Metazoa; Rotifera; Eurotatoria; Philodinida; Philodinidae. The record is from the annotation of a GenBank genome assembly.